This is a messenger RNA of Telopea speciosissima, 2816 nucleotides long. RefSeq lists its product as uncharacterized. Bases 167 to 2593 code for a protein of 808 amino acids. The record is from RefSeq and is a predicted model, not a curated record. Lineage: Eukaryota; Viridiplantae; Streptophyta; Magnoliopsida; Proteales; Proteaceae. The transcript is spliced from 17 exons.
CUUCCUGACCGCUCCCUCUUCGGACUUCGAUCAAUCGUCAAAGUAAAGACGUCAACUCUGUGCUCUGCAGCUAUGGCGGGUACUCAGUAGAGGACUCCAAACUAGGGUUUUGGUUCUCUCCUCUCAAUUUCGUAACAGCCAAAAAGUCGAAAACCAUAGGAAAGCAAUGAAACCUUUCUCUCGAUUUUGCUCGUUAUUAGUCUGUCUCGGUGUUUUUCUCUGGCACACGGAAUCAGCUCCUCAAGCUUUUCGUAGAGAUCCGGGACAUCCACAGUGGCAUCACGGAGCUUUUCACGACGUCAAAGACAGUGUUCGUUCCGAUGUUCGACGAAUGCUACACUCUCGCGCUGAGGUUCCAUUCCAGGUCCCACUUGAAGUUAAUAUAGUCCUCCUCGGUCUCAAUGGAGAUGGGGGUUAUAGGUACGUUGUUGAUUCGCACAAGCUGGAGGAGUUUCUGAGAAGCAGCUUCCCAUCCCAUAGGCCCGCGUGCUUGGAGACGGGCGAGCCACUCGAUAUCGAACACCAUCUUGUCUAUAAUGCAUUUCCGGCUGGGCAACCAGAACUAAUAGCACUCGAGAAGGCAAUGAAGGAGGCUAUGGUUCAAGCUGGAACUGCAAGAGAGAGUGAAUAUGGGAGGGAAGUGCCUCUAUUUGAGGUAGAUGCAAUGCUUGUGGAGCCAGUAUUUCAGAAACUAUAUUCUUACAUAUUUGACAUGGAUCAUGGUGGAUAUUCUGAAGCUGAGAUGGUAGACAAGCCUGUGCCCAGUGUAAUAUUUGUUGUUAAUUUUGAUAAGGUCAGAAUGGAUCCUAGGAACAAGGAAAUUGAUCUUGACAGUCUAAUGUAUGGGAGAAUAAAUGAGCUUACCGAGGAAGAAAUGAAAAAACAGGAGGGUGACUACAUUUACCGUUACCGUUACAAUGGAGGUGGAGCAUCUCAAGUCUGGUUGGGCUCUGGCAGAUUUGUUGUAAUUGACCUCUCAGCAGGCCCUUGCACAUAUGGAAAGAUAGAAACUGAAGAAGGAAGUGUCAGUUAUAGAACAUUACCUCGGUUAUGGAAUUUAAUGUUUUCAAGAGGUUCAGUUGCUGCUAGUGUUCGCUCUACCCGUGAUUUGUUUUUGGGACAGCUUGGAGCUCUGAUUUCAACCACCAUUGAACAUGUCAUAGCUCCGGAUGUAAGGUUUGAAACUGUUGAUUUGACAACAAGGUUGCUUAUACCUAUCAUUGUUCUACAAAAUCAUAACCGUUACAAUAUCAUGGACAAAGGUCACAAUUACAGUAUAGAUAUCCAAGCAAUUGAGGCGGAGGUGAAGAAGAUGGUUCAUGCUGGGCAGGAAGUAGUAAUUGUAGGAGGUUCACAUGCACUGCAUCGCCAUGAGAAACUAGCAAUUGCUGUUUCAAAAGCAAUGCGGGGUCAUUCUUUACAAGAAACGAAGCAGGAUGGACGUUUCCAUGUUCAUACCAAGACAUAUUUGGAUGGUGCCAUACUCAAAGAAGAGAUGGAACGGUCUGCUGAUGUGCUUGCUGCUGGUUUGCUUGAGGUUGCUGAUCCUUCUCUCUCAAGUAAAUUUUUCCUCCGCCAGCAUUGGAUGGAUGAAUCAGAUGGUUCAAAUGAUACCAUAAUAAAGCAUAGGCCUCUUUGGGCAACUUAUGCUCCUAAACGUGGGAAGGAUAAGAAAAAGAAAAGAGAUGGAAAACCAGGGAAUCUAUACCGGACUUAUGGAACAAGAGUCAUUCCUGUCUUUGUACUAUCGUUGGCUGAUGUUGACGCAAACAUUUUGAUGGAAGAUGAAAGUCUUGUAUGGACAAGCAAGGAUGUUGUUAUUGUCCUUCAACAUCAAAGUGAAAAGAUACCUUUGAGUUAUGUAUCAGAAACUGAGAAAAGGUAUGCUUUUCCAUCACAAGCGCAACGACACAUCUUGGCGGGUCUGGCUUCUGCAGUGGGUGGGUUGAGUGCACCUUAUGAAAAGGCUUCGCACGUACAUGAGAGGCCAGUUCUUAAUUGGCUCUGGGCGACAGGAUGUCAUCCUUUUGGACCAUUCUCAAAUACUUCUCAGAUCAGUAAAAUGCUUCACGAGGUCGCUUUGAGGAGCACAAUAUAUUCUCGUGUUGAUUCUGCACUUCACAAAAUUCGGGAUACUUCGGAGGCUGUCCAAAUUUUUGCUGCAGAAUAUCUGAAAACACCGCUUGGAGAGCCAGUGAAAGGCAAGAAGAACAAGUCAAGCACCGAAUUAUGGCUGGAGAAGUUUUACAAGAAAACAACGAACUUACCAGAACCUUUCCCUCAUGAGUUAGUUGAACGGUUGGAGAAAUACUUAGAUACUCUUGAGGAACAACUUGUCGAUCUAUCUGCAUUGCUGUAUGAUCAUCGGUUAGAAGAUGCACAUUUGAACAGCUCAGAGAUACUUCAAAACUCUAUAUUUACUCAGCAGUAUGUAGAUCAUGUUUUGGCGACAGAGCGGGAGAAGAUGAAGUGUUGCGACAUUGAAUACCGGUUUCCUGUGCAGUCUUCUCAGGCUUUUGUCUAUGGGGGCAUCCUUAUUGCUGGAUUCUUUGUGUAUUUUAUCGUCAUUUUCUUUUCAUCUCCUGUCCGCUGAUCUGAGAUCCCAUUGACCCUUGGAAAUUUUUAUUUUCUGUGAAUGUACUGGCUAACAUUGGGGGAGGGGGGAUGAGGUUGACCUGUUUCAUAAUUAAAAACAAGUUUGUUAAAGUGUAGCAUAAUUAGUGGAAAAUGUUGAAAAGAUCCAGAGCAAUUUUGUGAGCACAUUCUAAUAUCUGACUAAUACAAUUUGUGAAAACCUUAUUUUUUUUUUUGGUCAA